This is a messenger RNA of Eremomyces bilateralis CBS 781.70, 714 nucleotides long. RefSeq lists its product as uncharacterized. The annotation marks the transcript as partial. NCBI's taxonomy places the organism in Eukaryota, Fungi, Ascomycota, Dothideomycetes, Eremomycetales, Eremomycetaceae. The record is from RefSeq and is a predicted model, not a curated record. The transcript has 2 exons.
AUGGCAGACGAACCGAAGCCCACCAGUGCGGCGCAGAACGAGGAGGAUGGCCACACCGAGCCCUCGGAGGUGGAGACGAAGGAAGCAGUGCAGUAUUGGGGAUAUCUGUUCAAGGCCGAUAAGUGCGGGACGAGUAAGCUGGAUCGCCUGCUCAUGGGGAUAGCGAAACAUAUCACCACCACGACCGACCCCAACGACGACUGCACCGACAUCACCCCUCACCAACUCGCGACCUUCUACCGCUCCGUCGGCGGCAACUACGACAGCCUCUUCCUCCACAAACCCCCCGCCUCCAUCGCCUUCAUCUACAAAUCCCUCGGCUGCUCCCACUCCCUCCAACCCAGCGACCUCACCGACCCCUACUCGCCCCCCUCCGUCCCCGCCCUGAAGCGCCACGGCUACGUUACCUGGCAGACCAUCCAGCUCCUCCUCGAGCCUGCAGAACACGUCCCCUUUCUCCAAACCGCUGUGCAUAAAUUCGACAUCAUCGACCCCGACGAGGGGCGCCGCUUUCCGCGAGUCCUGCCGAAAGAGGUCCUCCCCUCCAAACCCGACCAGGACAUGCUCACCUGGUUCGAGAGCGUCUCGGAGCGCCUACGCCACGACGCGCAGGCGCUCUCGCGACCCCCCUGGGACUCCGCCGACGAUCGCGAAUACGAGACCGACGAGCGGGCGGAUGCCGCGCGGUAUUUCGACCACCAGAUGCGACGCGAG